Hirundo rustica (Barn swallow) is the source of this 2822-nucleotide messenger RNA. It is a transcript of the gene ADIPOQ, whose product is annotated as adiponectin, C1Q and collagen domain containing. The transcript is spliced from 4 exons. Gene Ontology annotation, molecular function: protein binding. The record is from RefSeq and is a predicted model, not a curated record. Bases 895 to 1632 code for a protein of 245 amino acids. NCBI's taxonomy places the organism in Eukaryota, Metazoa, Chordata, Aves, Passeriformes, Hirundinidae.
GCUCGGAAAGGUGCGAUCCCUGCAGGGAGGGAAAGCUGGGAGCCGUUCUGGCAGGGGAUGUCACUCGCGGGCAGUGACCCGCAUGCCACAUCACUGAGCGUAUUCUGGGCCCUGCCCAGCUCCUUCCCAGCCUGGAGUGAGCCCAGAGGAGACCAGGUUGUGCUGAAAGCAGCCAGAACCUGCCUCAGUUGGCGUGGGAACUGGAGGUUGUCAUGCAGAACCCCCUCGUUCCCUUGGACAGCCCGGGAGGCCAAAGCAGCACCCUGAACUCACAGCGCAGAAACGAGCACCCUGGGAACAGCUAUGGCAUUAAUAAAAGGAGCUCCGAGCAGGAUUUACAGGGCUCUGUUUCCUGGACAAACGCGUCUCAGUGUCCCUUUUGUCAUGAGAAACCUUGCUGUGCCAAGAUCCCUCGCCUCGUUAGGAGCCAAGCGAGGAUCCCCUGAGGCCAGGGAAGUUUAUUUGCAAUCGCCAAGAAGAGAAACACGCUGUUGCUCAAGCCUGGCAAGGAGCUGUUCUGUCCGAGCCGCCGAUCACAGGAGGAAAGAGCCUGUUUGUCCGUGUGAAAUGGGCCGAGAAAUCGGGAUCCCCAGCGCUGAGCGGGAGGCUGGACUCGAGCAAAGGCAGAAUGUGGCGCUGGGUCCCAGGUCCUGCAGCCAGGCCACCAAGUGGGGUGUCUCCCCUUCUCCCUGGACCCAAGCCCUGGCUCAGCUGUGGUAGAAGCAGCUCCCUGGAUUGUACAAGAUCUCCCUCUGCAGCAGGAACAGGAGGCAGCACCAAUCUGCAAACCAAGUGUGCAACACAACAUAACUGCAAGCAAACGUGCCAGGGGCUGUAUCAGCUGGCUGUACCCCCAGAGAUAAACUUCCACUUCUCUUUUGGGAGGAACCAACCAUGAGGGGCCUGGCAGGUGUCCUGCUGUGCUCAUUGCUGCUGCUGGCCCUACACUCCACAAGGGUGGCUGCCCAGGACACCCAGCCUGACCCCAAAAUGCCAUGUGCCAACUGGAUGGGAGGAGCACCCGGCUACCCUGGCCACAACGGCGUUCCUGGCCGGGAUGGGAAAGACGGAAGAGAUGGACUAAAGGGAGAUAAAGGAGAUGAAGGUCCAGCAGGUCCCAAAGGUGAACCAGGCCCAGCUGGAAGCCGAGGCUUUCCCGGACCUCCCGGAUCUCCUGGAAUUCCUGGAAUCCCAGGGCAGAAGGGCAAAGAUGCUUUUGUGCACCGUUCUGCCUUCAGCGUAGGGCUGACGGAGCGGAGCCCUGCCCCCAACGUGCCCAUCCGCUUCAGCAAGAUCUUCUACAAUGAGCAGGGCCACUACGACCCCAGCACGGGCAAGUUCCUCUGCAGUGUCCCUGGCACCUACUACUUUGCCUACCACCUCACGGUCUACCUGUCAGAUGUCAAGGUCAGCCUCUACAGGAAGGACAAGGCUGUGAUCUUCACCUACGACCAGUUCCAGAACAACAACGUCGACCAAGCGAGUGGCUCUGUCCUGCUGCACCUCAGCUCCGGGGACGAGGUCUGGCUUCAGGUGUAUGGGAACGGGGACAAAAAUGGGGUCUAUGCUGACAACCUCAACGAUUCCACUUUCAUGGGCUUCCUGCUGUACCCCGACCCAGAAAACUACUAAAGCUGGGGGAAAAAGAGGUGGCUUAACCCCAGACGUGUCCUGGGGCACUGGCGCUAUAGCUAUCACGUAUUUACCAGAAAAUUGCCUUUUGCAAGGGCAACGACUGCCAAGGAGGGACUCUUUCUCCUGUGAAAUCAGUGGGAUCAUACCAGUACUUCCAUGGAACCAAGAGUUCACUCCCACUUCUGCUCUUGCUUUCCUGUGGAAACCUCAGCCCAAAGUCAAAUAUCACUCCUGCCAUGUCAUGGAAAACUCUCAACAUGGCUUAACCUUCCUUUAAAUGUAAAAGUGAGAAGAGAAAAAUUGGUUGCAUUUAAACAUGACAUUCUAAACUUCCCUUUUUUAGCCACCUAAAUUAGUUUAAACGAAUUGUAGAAAUUUUAGUCAGCAUUUUAAAGUUUGAGUAGAAGAGGGAAAAUACUACUCACAAAAGCAGAGUGCUGUUGUCUUCAGCUGGAACAGAUAGCUCAGUUUUUUGUAACUCCCACUUUGACUUCCACUCCUGGUUUGUUGUCUCCCGUCUUUUAGCUCAGAUCUUUGAAUAUAUUCACUGAUGUUAAUCCUUUGAAUUUCUUGUUAUGUUUAUCCCCUACUGUUAACUGUAAUGUAGACAGCAGGCUGGUCCAGGGCAGGGAUCUUCUCUUGUGAUUUAUCCGAGAAGCCUUGUGAGCACCGCUGAGGCCACACAACAAAAGCAGCCCAUUGACUGUGUGGUUCUGGAGGGUCUUGAGGUGACCACAAAGAUCCUGUCCCAUCUCCCCUCUAAACAGCUCCCAAAUGCAGCCAGAAGUUGGGAUCUAUCAGCUGUAUUUGUACUCUUCCAGGCCCUAAGUGUGCCAUAAGCCAUGGUUUGCCCACCAGCUGGGCAGAGCUUCAGGGGGUGUUGAAGCCUCUCAUGUGGGGUGGGCUCCUGGGAUGAACACCCCCUAUCCCUGCCCCAGCUUUGAGAAAGGUUACCUGAAUGCAGAAGAAUGUUAAGGCUGGAAUUAGUGUCAAUCCCAUCAAACUGCUCUCCAAGGAGCUUGCUUGACUUUUAGCUAAAAGAGGAUUCGAUGGUUUCUCAGAUACAUUCAAAGAAGAUUCCUGCUACUAAGCUUCAGAACAAGCUAACACAAAUCAGAGCUAAUGCAGUAUUACAAGCACAAAACAGCAUUAAGAGCUUCAACUGAAAUUAUUUGCAACAUCAUUUU